ACCUUUGCACCAGAGGUGGGGAGGCCAAAUCAGGUCACUCCUUGCUAGGAGACUGCUGCUAUGUGGGCAUUUUAGGUAAACGUAAGUACCAUUUUUCUAGACUGGCGAGUUACAAACCUCAUUCGGUUUAACAUUCAAACUUGAAUGCAGUCAACUCCUCCUCAGCUGCUGAGAGUUUAUUUGCUUCCUGCUCUGAAGAGGUGAGAGAAGGAAGCUAGAGACAGUAUGGGGUACUGUGAGCCUUUAAGAACUGGGACUGAGGAUGGGGACUGUGGUUGGUGGGGGUGAUGAGGGGCCAGAAUCAGCAGUUGCUGCACAGAGGAGACAGACCUGGGCUAGUUCUGCUGCUGCUUGCUGGGAGCUGUCAGAUGAGUCAUCUAAUUCUCUGAGACUCUGCUCCUCCUGUAAAGAGGGCCUUAAAGAAAGCUAACUACAUACUUUCUGUGAGGAUUAAAUGAGAUAAUAUAGCUGAAAUUAUUUUAUAAAUGGUAAAACACUGUACAAAUGUUAAGUUAUUAUGAACUUGGGGCUUCUCUGCAUCAAGUUGCCCCAGUUCUCAUCCUGAACUAGGAAUUAGAAGCCCUAGAUUCUGCCACUGUGGCUUAAUCUCUCUGAACCUCAGUUAUCCAUCCUAUGGAAGGGACCUGAAAUGGGCCUGUGGCUGGGGAGCUUCAACAGGACAACAGAUUUCAUGCAUGGCGAGGGAUUAGUACUGACAUCAUUCUUAUCCUUCCUCCAGGGCCAGGGACUUGGGCAGAGUCUCCACACCAGUCAGCAGCUCUUCACCAUCUGCACUUCUCCGUGGGGAGGGAGCUCCAGGGUCUGCUUCCUGGACCAGCUGCCUCUGAUCUGCCUACACCUCAGGAAGAACAUCACAAGGGCACUAUCUGGGGCUCAGUCUACAGUCUGUCUCUGGGCCUGGAAGCUGCCCAACCCCUGAGACCUGCUCACAUCCUAGCAAUGCCCUCAGGAGCCUUGGCCCAGCUGGAUGAGGUCAUUCCCUAGCAGGACCCAAUCUUGCCUCCUACCGAGAGUUCCACGCUGCCCCUCAUCACCUCCCAUGUCUGGCUGCCUGGGCAGAAGAUAUAAUGUCUGUGCCCCCGAUCCAAAUAGAAGAAGUGGGUGAAGAGGAAGGGCCAGCAGGAGCAGCCCUGCCUCCAGAUGACCACCUCCAGAGCCUGAAGGUCCUCACUGAGAAACUGAGGCUUGAGACGCGCAGGCCCUCCUACCUAGAGUGGCAGGCCAAGCUGGAGGAACAGACAUGGACCUUCCCCAGGCCAACUUCCCAGCAGGAGACCAGCCUGGAGCAAAGGCAGUGUGGGGAGGAGUCCUUGCUCACCCGGAGGGAGCCCAGGCAGCAUCCCUCACCUAAUGGGAGAGCCAGCCGGCACCAGGGGCCCUUUACCACCGGCAAGCUGGAAGGUUUUGAAAGUAUUGAUGCAGCUAUAACCUGGCUCAAGAAGGAACUGACAGAGAUGCAGCUGCAGGACCAGCAAUUGGCGAGACAGCUCAUGCGCCUGCGCAGUGACAUCAAUAAACUGAAGAUUGAACAGACCUGCCACCUUCACAGGAGAAUGCUGAAUGAUGCCACCUAUGAACUGGAGGAACGGGAUGAGCUGUCCGAUCUCUCCUGUGACUCCCCUCUUGCCUCCCCCUUCAGUCUCUCCACUCCACUCAAGCUCAUUGGCGUCACCAAGAUGAACAUCAACUCCCGAAGAUUCUCUCUCUGCUGAGAAGCUCUAGAAGGAGGCAAAGGAGCCAGAGCAGGGGUUUAGAGAUGGGGGGAUUACUUGGUAAGGAAGUUGAGGCAGAGUUACCCUGAGUAGGUCUCCCCAGAGGCAGGGCACCCACAGAACAAACCUGCAGCAUUUCCCUGCAGCUGGUGAAUCAUCGAAGGGGCUCUCUCAGGGGCCCAGCUGGGGAAUCUCAGCAUCCUCACGACUGACUCUUCAUUUAAUAUCCAAAGAUGCUGCAGAAGGGCCAUUCCAACCAAAUGGGAAAUGAGAACUAGGUUCCCAACAUGAUCUAUCACAGUCCUCCCCUCAGUGCGCCACGGUCCUGUUCUCAGAAUCACUGGUGCUAUGAACCGGGAUCCCACAGGGAGGGUCCCCCACAGGAUGUUAUACUUGAAGAAGGCUCCCCCAAUGACACUGAGCCCCCAGGAGGGAAGGUGAUUAGAUAUGUUAAAUGUGCCCAUCAUCAUGUUGCUGUCCUCUAAGUACUGGCUCAAAUUCACCCUAAAUAGAUGACUCAACAACUUUGACAGGGACCCACUAGGGAAGGAAAACCAAAAGGAAUAGCAUCGUGAAGCUUGGGAAUGCAGACUUCAUGGCCCAGCAACCAGUGCCCCAGGAGAGCACAUGGUCCAGGCAGCUGUCGGCCUUUGACCUUGGCUCUACGAGGCCAUGCACAUUGUUUUGAAGUAUGCCAGUAUGUGUGACAGGCACACACAAGUGUAGUUUGGGAAAAACAAGCAUAGACCCCUGUUUUGCUGUGAGCACAUAUACCAAUCAGAAUCUCCAAAGAGCCCCUUUGCUUCCACUCCAUAACCUCACGGACUGCCUAGGAGACCCUUGGUGACUGAACCAGGCAGAACUGUAAAAGGAUUUCCCAUAAUUCUCCUGUUGGGAGAUGGUGUCACCUACAUGACCUUUUUCCCUCCCCAGAAAGACAAUCAAGGGAGGCCACAGCUUGUCUUGAGUCUCCUCUGAGAUUCUGUGUCUGACCUAACAAUUGACUUUAAUUGAACCAGACUGUUACUAAUCUGCUGCUAACUUGUAAAUAACUGCUUUUUUUCCCCAAAUGAGGAAACCAAUUGGGUAGGUCAAAUAUGAGGUUUAGGAUUUGAUUUUAAGAGAGUCUCCCUAACAACAAAUUGAAAACUGAAACCUCAACAGAUUAGGAAAAUUAAGCUGAUAUAACACCAUAUGGCAGGAUGUUCCUCUUCCAACCUAGUAUGAUCAUAAAAUCCAUGGAGUUUUGACCUUUGAUGUCAUCUAGUCUUGCCCUCUCAUCAUAAAGGACUAAACUGAAACCCAGAGAGAGAAAAUGACUUCCAUUAGGCUACACAGCUAUUUAGCAGCUAUAGAACAUUGAAGUAUUUAAUCAUUAACAAUAAUGCCUGAGCUUGAACUCCGAAGAUGACCCGAAUGCUUUGCCAAACCCUCAAACUGCCAAACCUUCUAACUCUCCACCUCACUCAGCUAUCCCCCUCCCCCACUCCCCCACACUGGAAUUCAGAGUAUUGAGGUCAAGCUGAGAGCAAUGCCUAGACAGUGGACCAACAGGACAUGUAGUGGACCUACAGGACGUGCAUCACUAUCCCAUAGUUCAAGUACAGGGUCCUGCAGCUCUACCUUCAUAUUUAGCCUUCCUGUAUGAUCUCAUUCAUGUGUACACACACACAAAGAAACACACAGAGGGGAAAAAUUGGUUUUCUUUUGUGGGCUGGGAGUGGGAGGAUGCAAAUCGACAGUCCCUAGUUAGACAGAAGGGAACGGUGGUCACUUCCUUGUGAUUUCUAAGAGUGUUUAUGCUCCCUUCAAAAAAGGUCAAACAACAUAGCCAUUUGUUUCCCAGCCCUAAUCUGAGCAAUGAGGAAAGUCAGAGGCCCAGAGGAUUCAGUAAAGAGGAUCUCAGUGGAGAGCCAGGCCUCCUCCAGGCCUGUUCUCCCUCAUGCAGAAAGGGAGGGAGAGUUAUUUGCACUAAGUGAAGUCUUUCCUUAGGGAUUAGGUACAAGCACUGCCAAGUCUGAAAGAAGUACUCUUGCCAGAAUUUAAGAAUGUGCCUUUGAGGUAGUGGGGUAUCCACCCUAGCCUGCAUACUCUUACCCACUGUCAUCGAAAAGAACACACACAUCAAUAUACUUCAACUCAUACAGUAAAGCCCGUUGCAUAUUCUAAAAUUGAACCAAUCUUUUAAUUUUAGAAAUUAGUUAUUAUAGUAACUGGAAAAAAAAAAAAAGGAUUCAACUAAAGAUGAGUAAUUCACUUGCUCAGUUAGCCUAAUGUUUUCUUCCUUUCUUUGUUUUUAGAGAGGAAAUUAACAUCAAGACACAAUUAUUUGGAUAGGUUAGCUACCUCAGCUCUUUUGUUUAGUACCACCCAAGUGAAUUUUAUUUGGGAUAAGGAGGGAAAGAUAAGUUGGUCAGAAGAGAAAAGGAGGGGGAAAGACAGCUAAGUUUUCUUACUCACAGUCCAGUGCCUGUUAGUGCCCUUACUUUCCACAUGGAAUACAAACAACUAACCAAGUUAAUUCAACUUUGGGAAGUCACUGUUUUGUGUGGGCAGAUAGAUGUCUAUGGGUCUCAGCAAUGUUGGCUUAACCUUCUUUGCCAAAUUCCCAAGUCAAUUUUCUGGCUUACUAUGUGUAUACUAUAUUGUUUGUAGUUGUACUCAUUAUUCAUCUUUCUGCCAUUCCCAAGUAUCCCCUGGGUGUACACCAUGAAGUCUCUAUUGGCAUUUUUGUGUGUGGUGAUGUCUAAUGCCUUCAUGAGUUCAGUAGCAACCACAAAGUCCUGGAGCCUGGGCAGGCUUGACAGUGGUAUUACCUAGCCUAAGGCCUGCUCCCUAAUAUCAUUAGCAAUACCAAGUGCUAUUACAUACUUGAUGGACAAUUUAAAAUUUUAUUUUUAUGAUCUUUUUUUCUAUGUUGCUGUUAGAAAAAGUGAAAUAAAAAAUUUCAAAAGGAGAUAUUCAUAUAAAGAGGAAAAAUCUGCAUUAUUUUAAUUUGUCUCUGCCUUAGCACACA
Loxodonta africana (African savanna elephant) is the source of this 4749-nucleotide messenger RNA. RefSeq names its product family with sequence similarity 167 member A (gene FAM167A). Lineage: Eukaryota; Metazoa; Chordata; Mammalia; Proboscidea; Elephantidae. The record is from RefSeq and is a predicted model, not a curated record. The transcript is spliced from 2 exons. Bases 1089 to 1733 code for a protein of 214 amino acids.